Messenger RNA from Aethalodelphis obliquidens (Pacific white-sided dolphin), 627 nucleotides. RefSeq names its product amelogenin X-linked (gene AMELX). Gene Ontology annotation, molecular function: structural constituent of tooth enamel. Bases 1 to 525 code for a protein of 174 amino acids. The record is from RefSeq and is a predicted model, not a curated record. The transcript is spliced from 4 exons. Lineage: Eukaryota; Metazoa; Chordata; Mammalia; Artiodactyla; Delphinidae. Gene Ontology annotation, biological process: multicellular organism development; enamel mineralization.
AUGGGGACCUGGAUUUUGUUUGCCUGCCUCCUGGGAGCAGCCUUCUCUAUGCCCCUACCACCUCAUCCUGGGCACCCUGGUUAUAUCAACUUCAGCUAUGAGGUGCUUACCCCUCUGAAGUGGUACCAGAACGUAAUAAGACACCCGUACCCGUCCUACGGUUACGAACCCAUGGGUGGCUGGCUGCGUCACCAAAUCAUUCCCGUGGUAUCCCAGCAGGCUGCCCUGCAGCCUCAUCACCACUUCCCCAUGGUGCCAGCCCAGCAGCCCGUGGGCCCCCAGCAAACCAUGAUGCCAAUUCCUGGCCAGCACUCCAUGACUCCAAGCCAACCCCACCAGCCACACCUCCCUGUGCCCGCCCAGCAGCCCGUCCAGCCACAGCCUCACCCGCCCCUGCUGCCCCAGCCGCCUCUGCCUCCGAUGUUCCCCAUGCAGCCCCUGCCCCCCAUGCUUCCUGACCUGCCUCUGGAGGCUUGGCCCGCAACAGACAAGACCAAGCGGGAGGAAGCGGUGAGUACACCCUGAAGUCGCUGCAACACCUACGAAAACGGUAAAGCGAGACUAGCCCCCAGAGUUCUCAAUUCCCACACAAUCCAAGGCCUGGAGUUUCAGUAGCAACAGUCUGAU